AAUUAUAACACCAGAAUUAGGAUGCGAAGUAAUCAAUUUCUGAAAACCUCCAUGGUUAUUCUGUGACAAAGAUAAGAGCUCUUAUAUUUCAGCUGAUGGCUCAAACUUGUAUCAAUCUGCAUUUAAGUAUUUUUGUUAGUUAUCAAUUCUUCUCUAAUGUCUUAUAAUGUUGAUGUGUGGUAAAAGUUUUGGCAGUAAAGAUGGAAUCUUUAUCCUCAUAUGGUUGGAUUUUUGAAAUAUGACAUUGCUGAAGAGGUAUGUGUUGAGAUUGUUCAUAUCAUUGAAGUACAUCACUGCAAAUGUGGUAGACAGAAACAACGGGCGUAUAGUAGCAACAUCAUCUACCGUUGAACAUUCAGUGAAACAGUCACUUGAGUGCGGUAGAACUUGCAAUGCAAAGGCUGCAGCGAUUGUAGGGGAAGUGUUGGCAAUGCGUCUCAAAGUGGAGGGUCUUGAUCAGGGGCAAGGAAACGGGAUCCAUGUCAAUGUAAAUAAAGAGGUUGAGAAGAAAGGUUUCAAGAAUCGUACAAAAGUUUGGGCAAUAGUUAAUGGCCUUAAGAGCAAUGGAGUGAAACUUAUUUUGGAUGACAACGAAAAUGAUACUUCUCGUCCUAACUUCCACUAACAUAGUGCGUUGAUCCUCUUUGCACAUCCACAAGGUACAAAAAGUGAAUUGCAUCUCAUCUCAGUAAAUUAAUUGUACUCAAUAUGUAGUUGACUCUUAAAAUUAUAUCAUGCUUUAUUUUAUAAAGUAAAAAUAUAUUAAAGUA
Molecule: messenger RNA, 770 nt
Organism: Solanum stenotomum
Lineage: Eukaryota; Viridiplantae; Streptophyta; Magnoliopsida; Solanales; Solanaceae
Exons: 2
Coding region: 239-625 (128 amino acids)
Biological process (GO): translation
Cellular component (GO): ribosome
Molecular function (GO): structural constituent of ribosome; 5S rRNA binding
Source: RefSeq, a predicted model, not a curated record